UUCAAUCACACUCUUAAAACCCUAAUCUCCAAAAUCCUCACCUUUCAUCCCCAUUUCCACUCCCAUUCAACAAUGGCGAGAGCUCUCGCUUCUUCCUGCACACGCCACUCCACCCUCCUCACAAUGCGGCUCUUCUCCACCACCACCACCACCACCACCACCGCUAUUUCCCUCCGCAAAUCUCCAAUCCUCUCACAAUCCCCUCGUCGAUCCGUCUACGCUCUCUCCCAAGUCUUCUUCACUCCGACCACCCGCUUCGGCGGCAUCCGCUGCCGUGUCAACCGCGCCGGCGACUCAGCAUACUCGCCGCUCAACUCGUCCGGCUCUAACUCCUUCAGCGACCGCCCACCCACCGAGAUGGCCCCUCUGUUUCCCGGUUGCGAUUACAAUCACUGGCUCAUCGUCAUGGAUAAGCCUGGCGGCGAGGGUGCCACCAAACAGGAUAUGAUUGAUUGUUACGUCCAAACCCUCGCCAAAGUUCUUGGCAGUGAGGAGGAAGCUAAGAAGAAGAUUUACAAUGUGUCUUGUGAGAGGUACUUUGGAUUUGGAUGUGAGAUUGAUGAGGAGACGUCUAAUAAGUUUGAAGGGAUGAAUGGUGUGUUGUUUGUCCUACCGGAUUCGUAUGUUGAUCCUGAGUACAAGGACUAUGGGGCUGAAUUAUUUGUGAAUGGAGAGAUUGUCCAGAGACCUCCUGAAAGACAAAGAAGAGUGGAGCCACAGCAACAAAGGCACCAAACAGACCAAGGUACAAUGAUAGAACAAGGUAUGUCAGGCGUAGAGAAAACUCGCAGCGGUGAAGCACCAGCUUGUAAUAAGGAGGGAUCAUAUGUACAUACUAUGGGAGUAGUGCAUUCUAUGCGCUACUUAGUCCUUGAAAGCAUAUCGUUCUAAGUUAUGUUGGGGGUGAUAACUUAAAGUUGUGUCAUUGAACCUGUAUCAUUUAGAUUCCUCUUUGUUAUAAUUUUUCCUCUGACCAGAAUCUUGAACAUGAAUGUUAUGGUUGUGGUAUUUCUACCUACAUUGAAUUAUUUUUUCCUCACGACUUGAAAAUAUCAGUUGCUAUAGGUGUUGGUUUA
Lotus japonicus is the source of this 1076-nucleotide messenger RNA. Its product is annotated as multiple organellar RNA editing factor 2, chloroplastic-like. NCBI's taxonomy places the organism in Eukaryota, Viridiplantae, Streptophyta, Magnoliopsida, Fabales, Fabaceae. Gene Ontology annotation, cellular component: mitochondrion. The record is from RefSeq and is a predicted model, not a curated record. Gene Ontology annotation, biological process: mitochondrial mRNA modification; cytidine to uridine editing.